UCACUGAGAACCGGAAAGUCUGCUGGCUGUCUCCCUUUCCGGGAGAAAGAAGACUGCUCCGCCUGUCAGUGCCAGCCUUCCUCCUGUAAGGGGACCCGCCGGACCCGUGCCAAUUAAAUUUUCCCCCCAUUCCAGGCCCUUCCCCAUCGUCGCCCCCUUCACCUUGGAUCAUGUUCAAGAAAUUUGAUGAAAAAGAAAAUGUGUCCAAUUGCAUCCAGUUGAAAACCUCAGUUAUAAAGGGCAUUAAGAACCAAUUGAUAGAGCAAUUUCCAGGUAUUGAACCAUGGCUUAAUCAAAUCAUGCCUAAGAAAGAUCCUGUCAAAAUAGUGCGAUGCCAUGAACAUAUAGAAAUCCUUACAGUAAAUGGAGAGUUACUAUUUUUUAGACAAAGAGAAGGACCUUUUUAUCCAACCCUAAGAUUACUUCACAAAUAUCCCUUUAUAUUGCCACACCAACAGGUUGAUAAAGGAGCCAUCAAAUUUGUACUCAGUGGAGCAAAUAUCAUGUGUCCAGGCUUAACUUCUCCUGGAGCUAAACUUUACCCUGCUGCAGUAGAUACGAUUGUUGCCAUCAUGGCAGAAGGAAAACAGCAUGCUCUGUGUGUUGGGGUCAUGAAGAUGUCUGCAGAAGAUAUUGAGAAAGUCAACAAAGGAAUUGGCAUUGAAAAUAUCCAUUAUUUAAAUGAUGGGCUGUGGCAUAUGAAGACAUAUAAAUGAGCCUCAGAAGGAAUGCACUUAGGCUAAAUACGGAUAUUGUGCUAUAUCUGUGUUUGUGUCUGUGUGUGACAGCAUGAAGACAAUACCUCUGUAGUUGUGCUGAAUAAAUUCAAAAGAUGCUAAAA
Molecule: messenger RNA, 841 nt
Organism: Pipistrellus kuhlii (Kuhl's pipistrelle)
Lineage: Eukaryota; Metazoa; Chordata; Mammalia; Chiroptera; Vespertilionidae
Gene: MCTS1
Product: MCTS1 re-initiation and release factor
Exons: 6
Coding region: 171-716 (181 amino acids)
Biological process (GO): formation of translation preinitiation complex
Molecular function (GO): RNA binding
Source: RefSeq, a predicted model, not a curated record